CUUCUCGUGGCAAGUAACCGCAAGGCGCAUCGAGGGAUAACAAUCAAAAUAACCAUUCUCUCAAAUCUUAUCUGAGUACAAUCAAACAUAUCCCAGAAGAACCUGCAGGUCCUCCGAGAAGAGCAGAACAGUUACUGAGCAAAAACGUCAUGGAUUGGAAUUUGCGCCGGGAAAAGUCCGGCUGCGGAGCACAAGCUAUAAUCCUACCCUCGGAGUUAAUGCGAGGCGAUCCCACAAUGAGGACCGCUAGCUACUAGCUGAGCAAUAUGACUAUUACUGAUAGUGUCUACUUCAUAGUGCCUAUAACAAACAAUCAAUUCCCACACCUCUCUCUCUCUCUCUCUCUCUCUCUCUCUCCACAACCACUAAUCCCCUCAAUUGACCCUCCAAAAUGCAAAUUCUCAUCACCGGAGCAGCCGGCUUCAUCGGCCAACUCCUCGCAAAAGAGCUCCUCAACGAUCCAUCAUACACCGUCACACUAACCGAUAUCAACGAGCCCCCAGUCCCCACAGGCGUCGCAUACCCUCAAAAUGCACGUUCAGUGACAGCAGACCUCCUGAAAGGCGCAGACGCAGUCGUGGACAAAUCCCUCGACGCCGUCUACGCCUUCCACGGAAUCAUGUCAUCCGGCUCAGAAGCCAAUUUCGAUCUAGGCAUGAGCGUCAACGUAGACGCCACCCGUAACCUGCUUGAGGCUCUCCGCCGCACCUGUCCCGGCGUGCGAGUGAUUUAUUCCUCAAGUCAGGCUGUCUACGGCCAGCCACUCCCCGAAGUAGUGAACGACAGUGUCAUCCCGACGCCGCAGUCGUCCUACGGCGCUGAGAAGAUCAUCUGUGAGACUCUCAUCAAUGAGUACACCCGUCGUGGCUUCAUCACGGGCUUUACUCUUCGGUUCCCCACUAUUUCUGUCCGGCCUGGUCGUCCGACGGCGGCUGCUUCGUCUUUUCUCUCUGGGAUGAUCCGCGAGCCGCUCGACGGCAAGGAGUGUGUCAUUCCGCUGGAGGAUAGGUCGUUCAAGUCUUGGUUAUGCUCGCCUAAGACUCUGGUUCAUAAUCUUGUUCAUACGUUAUCGUUGCCCAAGGAUGCGUUGCCUCCUCAUAUUCGACAGAUUAAUGUCCCUGGUAUUUGUGUUACUAUCCAGGAUAUGAUGGAUGCUUUGGAGAAGGUUGCAGGGAAGGAUAAGCUCGAUCUGUUGACGGAGAAGGAGGAUCCGACCCUAAGGCCAAUCUUGGAGUCUUGGCCUACUCGCUUCGAUAACUCUCAGGCUAUUUCUUUGGGUUUCAAGCGAGAUUCUUCGUUUGAGCAAGCAGUAAGAGAUUAUCAAUCGGAGAUAGGACAGCAAUGAACACUAGUGCUCCACAUUCUGUACUUUGCCCACGAUGUUGUCUUUAUGGAUGAUUAGACGUAUAGGUAGGAUUCCAUUUUCAUACAAUGAUACCAGUACAAAAAAUAUUACUACAUAACUCCCAUU
Molecule: messenger RNA, 1471 nt
Organism: Aspergillus piperis CBS 112811
Lineage: Eukaryota; Fungi; Ascomycota; Eurotiomycetes; Eurotiales; Aspergillaceae
Product: SDR family oxidoreductase
Exons: 1
Coding region: 392-1345 (317 amino acids)
Source: RefSeq, a predicted model, not a curated record